AAAGGCCUUCUGAGCACUGCGGGAGGAAACGCCCGGGUUUUUCCACCGCCCCCGUUCAGCAGGGACGUGAGCACAGGCUGGGGUUGCACACGGGCUCCGGAAAGGACGAACUUGAGAACUUGAGUACAAAGGAACGGGCGGCGAGGGGGGUGGGGGUGGGGGGUUGGGGUGGCGAAGACGGAUGAUUGGGUUCUUGGAACAAAGGUGGCAUCCUACCUUGGGAAAAUUGGGAAGGGGCGGGCAGAGAAGCUGGGACACCGAGAGCAACCCGGCACACCUUCCCUCCGCGAGUUCUCGUGCCAAAGAGGGCGGUCCGGGCACUGCGCACGGACCGAAGUCUUGCUCACUGAACCUGCGCUGGGCGGGCGCCGCCAGGUGCGCUCAGCCCAGCGCGGCGGAGCGGACCGCGUGGAUCUACCCAGCCGGGCGGGCGGAGUGCAAGGCCGGGGCGGGGCCUCUGCGCCCGGGCCGCCUCCUCUGGGUAUAAACUAAACCGCGCGUUCCUGGAUUCCAACCGGCCUGAGUACCUCUUCUUUGCCACUCGCUUUGAACGGCCUCACCUCGUCUCCGAAUGGACCCCAACUGCUCCUGCUCCACUGGCGGCUCCUGCAGCUGCGCUGGCUCCUGCACCUGCAAGGCCUGCAGAUGUGUCUCCUGCAAGAAGAGCUGCUGCUCCUGCUGCCCCGUGGGCUGUGCCAAGUGUGCCCAGGGCUGCGUCUGCAAAGGGGCCUCCGACAAGUGCAGCUGCUGCGCCUGAAGGCGGGGAGAGCCUGCUCCCGGGUAUCAAUGGAGGAGCGUGGGCCAACCUGCAUUUUAUGCAUCUCUGACUUGAUUGCUACAUUCCCUUUCCUAGGAAAUAUGUGAAUGGUAAUAAAGGUUGUUGACACUUCUGA
Molecule: messenger RNA, 893 nt
Organism: Cervus elaphus (red deer)
Lineage: Eukaryota; Metazoa; Chordata; Mammalia; Artiodactyla; Cervidae
Product: metallothionein-2
Exons: 3
Coding region: 572-757 (61 amino acids)
Molecular function (GO): metal ion binding
Source: RefSeq, a predicted model, not a curated record